AUGUGUUGUCGGACGAGGUGCUGUCGCAUCCGGGGCCCACCAGCGCGCGGGCGGUGGAGCGAGACGAAAACGAGCAGCGCAGAGGAGAAGGAGGAGGAGGCUGCACGGGACGGACGGGGAGAUGGGGGCGGAGAGGGAGGGGCGGAUAGCAGUGUCGAGCGUCUCUUGUCUUCACCAGUUGAGGCCUGGGACGAAGUGCAUCCAGCAGGAAUAGGAUCCAGGGGCCGGGGAAUGGGUGCCAGGGAGGCGGGCGUUGCGUUGGUCGAGAGUUUACUGUUCUGGUGUGGUGAGAGAUGA
This is a messenger RNA of Plenodomus lingam JN3, 297 nucleotides long. NCBI's taxonomy places the organism in Eukaryota, Fungi, Ascomycota, Dothideomycetes, Pleosporales, Leptosphaeriaceae. The record is from RefSeq and is a predicted model, not a curated record.